CAGGCACUGCAGAGAAAUGUUUACAAACACGCGUCAAGGUAGAUGUUCUGUUGUUUAUCUUAAAACAAAUAUAAUAUGUCUUCCAUCUUCCAUUGUCUUAAUCAGCUUAAUUGUUAAACUCAAGGUACGUCUGAAUGGCAUUAUGCAAUGCUGGCCAAAGACACCCAGGCUGCUUGCAAACAUGCUCUCAGAGGUAGCUGGAACAAUAAAGCAGUAGUAGCCCAGCAGUCCAUCUGGACUUUCAUCUCCUACAUGUCAGCAGGACUAAUUCAUCCAAACACGGUGCUAUAUUUACGUGCUGCACGAGGAACAAAGAAUGGGAUAGCUUCUGAGCACUCUCUGUCACCUAUAUGCUCUCAUCGAGUGACCGAGCGUUUCGUAUUGCUCAGGUAACAUGUUUUCCUGCAGAAAGAACUCAGCCUAGGUGUCUCGGUGAUCAUACAGAGGCCACCUCCCUAAAAAUUACGCUGUUCUCUGACCCACUCCAGGUCUCACAGUUCAGGCUAAUCAUUGACAGGGCUUUUACGAUCGCAAGCUUUUAGUGAAGCUUUGAUAAGACACUCCAGCAGUUAGUGGCAAAUGAAGACAGUCUGCACAGCAGGGACUCCAGGGAAUGAAUGGAUUUUUUUCAGCGGCAGUAAAGGAAAUCUGACUUUUAACACUGGCGUUAUAAAACGGAUAAUGUGUGGCCGACGGCUGAAGAGACUUGUUGCUUUUUGGACAUUAGUUUUCGUAAGGAUAGUCGCUGGGCUUGCCGGAGAGGGAAGAUCUGUGUGGAAAAAGGACCCUAACUCCAGUCCCGUGAGUGAAACACAGAUGUUUUUGUAUGACACUUUCCCCAAAGAGUUUCUCUGGGGCGUAGGGACAGGGGCGUUCCAGGUGGAAGGCAGCUGGAGGAAGGACGGGAAAGGAUCCUCCAUCUGGGACCGCUUCAUCCACACGGAGUUCAGAGAUGCUGACAGCACGGACGUUUCCAGUGACAGUUACAACUUGCUGGACAAAGAUCUGUCAGCUCUGGAUUUUUUGGGAGUUACCUUUUACCAGUUUUCAAUUUCGUGGUCGAGGCUUUUUCCCACUGGGGUGGUAGCAGCUCCCAACGAAAAAGGACUCCAGUACUAUAACACCCUUAUUGACUCUCUAGUCUACAGAAAUAUUGACCCUGUGGUUACCCUGUACCACUGGGACCUGCCCUUGACACUGCAAGAACAAUAUGGGGGAUGGAAAAAUGAAUCAGUAAUUGAUAUAUUCAACGACUAUGCCACCUUUUGCUUCCAGACCUUUGGGGAUCGUGUUAAGUAUUGGAUUACCAUCCAUAAUCCUUACUUAGUUGCUUGGCAUGGGUAUGGCACAGGUAUUCAUGCUCCUGGAGAGAAAGGGAAAAUAACCACCGUCUACACUGUAGGACACAAUCUGAUCAAGGCUCAUGCAAAAGUUUGGCAUAACUACAAAAAACACUUUGAACCAUAUCAGAAGGGGCUGAUGUCCAUAGUCUUGGGAUCCCACUGGAUCGAACCCAACAGAUCAGAUGAUGCUUUGGACAUCUCUAAAUGCCAGCAGUCUGUGGAGAGAGUACUUGGAUGGUUUGCUAAACCCAUCCACGGGGAUGGUGAUUAUCCAGAAGAACUGAAAAAAGAAUUAUCUUUUUUGCCACGCUUUACUGAGGAUGAAAAAAAGUACAUAAAAGGAACAGCUGACUUCUUUGCAUUUUCCUUUGGUCCUAAUAACUUCAAACCUCCAAACACUCUACCGAAAAUGGGACAAAACUUGUCACUCAAUUUGAGGGAAGUACUGAACUGGAUUAAACUGGAAUACGACAGUCCUCGGAUCUUGAUUGCGGAGAAUGGCUGGUUCACUGACAGCCAUGUGAAAACCGAUGACACCACAGCCAUCUACAUGAUGAAAAACUUCAUAAAUAAGGUUUUACAAGCUAUUAAAUAUGACAACAUAGAUGUGUUCGGUUACACAGCCUGGUCGCUCCUUGACGGCUUUGAAUGGCAACAUGCUUACAACAUCCGGCGCGGGUUGUUUUAUGUAGAUUUCAAAAGCGAAAAAAAGGAAAGGAUUCCCAAGUCAUCUGCACGGUAUUAUAAGCAAAUCAUACGAGAAAAUGGCUUCUUCCCAAGAGAGUCUACCCCAAGUUUGCAAGCUCAGUUUUCCUGUGACUUCUCCUGGGGUAUCACAGAAUCUGUUCUUAAGGCGGAGUCCGUGGCUUCCUCGCCCCAGUUCUGCGAUUCAAACCUCUACCUGUGGAACGUCACGGGAGACGGGCUCCUGCACAAAGUGGAAGGGGUGAAGCUAAAAACCCGGCCAGCACAGUGUACGGAUUUCGUCACUAUUAAAAAGCAACUUGACCUCCUGGAAAAAAUGAAAGUCACCCACUACAGAUUUGCACUUGACUGGUCACUAAUCUUACCCAACGGAGAUCUGUCAGUGGUCAACAGGCAAGUGCUGAGGUAUUACAGGUGUGUGAUCAGCGAGGUGCUAAAACUCAACGUCCAGUCUAUGGUCACCCUGUACCACCCAACGCACGCCUACCUGGGCCUGCCGGCCCCUUUGCUGCAGACGGGAGGGUGGCUGAACCACUCUACAGCCUACGCUUUUCAAGACUACGCAGCUUUAUGUUUUAGGGAGCUGGGUGAUCUGGUGAAACUUUGGAUUACAAUAAACGAGCCUAACCGACUCAGCGAUGUCUACAAUAGGAGCAGCAGCGACACGUACCGGGCUGCGCACAACUUAUUAAUAGCUCACGCCAUGGCCUGGAAAAUAUACGAUGAGCAGUACCGGUCCUUCCAGUAUGGCAAAGUGUCCCUGUCCCUGCACUCGGACUGGGCCGAGCCUGCCAACCCCUACUUCGAAUCCCACGCCAAGGCUGCCAACAGAUUCCUUCAGUUUGAAAUCGGCUGGUUUGCCGACCCCAUAUUUAAGACUGGGGACUAUCCAGCUACGAUGAGGGAAUACAUUCUCUUUAAAAACAGAAAAGGCCUCUCGCGCUCUUCUCUGCCAUCUUUCACGAGCGAGGAAAAGAAGCUCGUUAAAGGUGCAGCUGACUUCUAUGCGCUGAAUCAUUUCACCACACGAUUUGUGAUUCACGAGCCCCAGAACGGGAGCCAGUACGAGUUUGACCGUGACAUCCAGUUUCUGCAGGACAUCACCUGCCUGAGCUCCCCUUCCCGCCUGGCAGUGGUGCCCUGGGGAGUGCGCAAGGUUCUGAAGUGGGUUAAAAGAACCUACGGUGACAUAGAUAUUUACAUCACGGCCAAUGGAAUAGACGACCAGUCCUUAGACAACGAUGAACUUCGGAAUUAUUACUUAGGAAAAUAUGUACAAGAGGUUUUAAAAGCAUACUACAUUGAUAAAGUCAAGAUUAGAGGUUACUACGCAUUUAAACUGACUGAAGAAAAAUCCAAGCCCAGAUUUGGAUUCUUCACUUCUGACUCAAAAGGAAAACCUUCAAUAAAAUUUUACAACAAGCUGAUAAGUAAUAAUGGCUUUCCUGCCGACUAUUCAAUCUGUGAUCCUUCCAACAAAGAAAAGGAGUGUAGCUUCUGUUUAUUUAUUUCUCAGAAGAAGCCAUUAAUAUUCUUUGCCUGCUGUCUUUUCUCUACUCUUAUCUUGCUCUUAACCAUCAUUGUUUUUCACAAAAGAAAAAGAAGAAAACGUUUUAAGGUAAAGAACAUCCAGCGCAUCUGUGUGUCACUUUAAAAGGGGGCACGAGCCCACUUUCAACAAGAUUCAUUGCUGCGUGCAUUCUACAGAGGGCCACACAGAAUAGACAGUUGCAGAAAAGCACUACGAGUCACUCCAGUUAUACACACCAAGCAUUUCGUUUGGAAACAGAAGGUAAUUGCAUGCACAGGAAGAAGAGCUACGAUGACAUUUGUCUCUCGUGAAAUUACUUUUCUCCACCUUCUGUACAUAGAAGAAAAAUUCAUCUAUUUAAAAAAGGAAAGAAGAAAAUUUUAUGACUCUCCUGUGCCUUGGAAUAACCUUACAAAUAGUCUGACUUGAAAAGAGAUAUUAAGCUGUGAGAACUGAUGCGCACUUUUAUAUGAACCUCUUUGGACCAGAACUUUCUGUGAUGUAUAUUCAUGUCGUAAAUGUUGUUGAGCAUGAAACUGCAGUCGUUAGGAUUUAUAAAUAAAAGUGUUAUUAAAGCCCACAAGCUUUCGAGUAAGUGCAACACCAGGAAUGAAAUGUGCUGGGCCAUCGUCUGACGAUACCUCUACAAGAACAAAUCCAGGUUAACUCCAUUAUCGACCAACAUACUUGCAUCUCAUAUAUUAGACAAAGAGAUCAGAUUUUAACAUUACCUACAGGAAACAAGUCAUAAUUAUAUAUAAUCACUAUCUUUCCUCUCCAAAAUGGGGCGGCCGUAAACUUUUCAUGAGCAGAGAACAUGAAAAUAAGUAGUAAAUAUUAAUAUACUUGAGAGUGAUUAAUCUAAACUGCACUUUGAUAGUUCAUCAAAUGUAUUUUCAAUAGAAAAUCUGAUAUAAAUUAUCAUCUUAGCUCUGCUAAAGUACCAUUGCAAACCAUGGCUGGUAUAAAUCCCAUGGGAUAAGUUUAUUGUUUUGAAGUAUUUAUUCCAUUAAGAAUCGUGUGCAAUCUUUUUAAUGAAAAUGACAUUUUCACAGGUUUCUGCCAAGACACCUUUCUUUGCAUGAGGUUUGCUGCAAAGACCUUAUUUGACAAAUUAAAUAAUAUUCAGAGAUGCUAUUCUACCAAAAAUGUUUUCUAACAGCAGCUCUAUUUUGUUGUAUUUGGACUGAAAUGUAUGCUUUUUCUUUGUUUUGUUCAUUUUUGAGUAACUUGCGAGUCUGGAUUAUUUUGUGAGUACCUAGUAGUUAGCAAUGACCAAGGGACUCCCUUGCAUUUACAGAAGAUACCUUGCCUAGUGCAAGCUCUGCAGCAUGACAAUGCUAAAUUUUCAUGUCUCCAUAUAGAUUUGAGUUACAUCAAGUCCAUAGGAGAAGCCAGCCUAAAGCCAGCCCUUCAGCUGUAGAAGCGAAGGGGACAGUCAGAAGCUCCUCUUCCCAGCCCCACGAACCGUUCCAACCCGCUGCCAGAGCUGCUCAUUGCAGUACGCCACGGCAAGAGUGUGCUUGGAUUAGCAGUCAGUGCAAUAGAAGACCUAGAGUGAAAGCGUGCUGAAGACAAAACUCCUCUACGUUUUGAUGGGGUUUACUUUAGUGAAGCUCUAGACUGGCCCUGGGAAUGCUGUGCUGGUGGAUGGAGCUCAUCACGGAAACUCCUACAGCACCCUGCCUGUUUAGCAUCAACCUAGAGCAAUUCGGUUCGUGUGCUGCAAAACUGGUCUCAGUACAUAAGAAACUGGCCUCCAACAGCCUAGGGGCAGUGGAAUACAGGAUACAGUUGUCCUACGUAGCUUCCCUACGCUAGACUUUAUUCCAUCUCUUCAGUUCCUUUUGAAUUCUCUCAUAACCUAGCAAGGACUUUAAACUGUUGAGCAGAAAACAACACUGAAGUUGUGUUACGAUUUUAUUUCUGUCCUCUAGGCUGGGUUUCAUGAUAGCGCUGCAUUAAAUGAAAGCUACCAACCUGUGCACAAUGGACUUCAAGGAUAAAUGAACCUUGUGUUAAUUUUUCAGGUACCAGAGGUUUCCCUUAGUUUGCUUUCAGCAAUCUCAAAACAAGCCCCAUUUUUUUCCGCACGAGCCGUACCAUCACUUAAAUUCACAGCGGCCAGCCUUCUCAGUCAUCCCAUCAAUGCAUUCAAAAUGCCUGCACAGAUCACGCUUGGCUGUGCAGGUACAACACACCUGGAGAGAGGCAGGGAGGCAGCUCUAGGGAUGUACUGACAAGAUGUAACUUGUUUCCAGUUUGUUUUCACCCUCAUUUUGCUAUGCUAGAGAACUUCCAGAGCAAUGUAUCUCUAGCAACUUCUAUAGCUGAACUACUUUUUUUGGUUUUCCUCUCCUCUCAACACCUGAAUUCCAGCAAACUGUUGGCCAUGUUUAGCCCUGUAACGGGUCUCUGACACAGAGCACUGCAGAAGCUAGAGCCACAGCUUGAGGGCAGAGCUGGGGGGGUGGAAGAUGCAAGUAAAAGCAAGAGCAAUCGAGUUCCUACCACCUUUCUCCACUUUACAACCUUCUCCUGUAGUAAAUACAUGUUCAGGAUGCACUGAGAGCCCAGUGUUCCCACUAGAAGCUAGCUGCCUCAAUCUUGUGACAUCCCUACCCACCCAGAAACUCACUUGUGGCUGUGAGCUCCAACCAGUCAGUACGUCCAGGGAGAACUGCCUCAGGUACCAAAUGUGCACUCUGACAUCAAAGAAUUGUGGCAGCUCCUUAUGCAGAACCUACAGAAGCUUCUCAUGCAUCCUUGAACUAGCACAUGCACAACCGACUGAACCCCAACUCCCACUACUUGCCCAAACCUUGUGUCAAUUCAUACAUGCACACUAUUCAUUCCAAUACUUUUCAUGUAUUGGCCAUCACAGAAGGUUCAUUUAUCCAAAGGUAAGUACCAGACCAGAACCUCCCCGAUCACUUUACUGUUUUACACAAUUAAACAUUCUACCUGUGCAGCAAAUGGUACAGGUAUUAGAGGUGCACACAUCCUUCCAUUACCCAGUCACAAAUUAUCACUCAAAAAAUCCCAGGACAAAGCUCCUCUUGAAUUCUGUGCUCGUCAUACAGAAUUCUGGGACUGAUUGAGUGGGACAGCUUGAACAGUACAAGGCCACGUACAACUGCCAUGCCUGCAAAGUUUAGGAUCACUCCUUUGCUGGGCUCAGGUUUUGCAGUCGUUGGUUUGAGGUUUUGAUAUAACACUGAACACUAAUUUCCUCUCUGUGAAAACAAGGCUUUUGCUGUUUCUUAACACUCUGGUUUAAAACUACCACUUCAUGGCUUUAUGUGGCACAAGGAUUCCCAUCCUCCAGCCUUCAUUCAGUCUGAAUGUCCCAAGACCCACACG
This is a messenger RNA of Cygnus olor (mute swan), 6942 nucleotides long. It is a transcript of the gene KLB, whose product is annotated as klotho beta. The record is from RefSeq and is a predicted model, not a curated record. NCBI's taxonomy places the organism in Eukaryota, Metazoa, Chordata, Aves, Anseriformes, Anatidae. Gene Ontology annotation, molecular function: fibroblast growth factor receptor binding; hydrolase activity, hydrolyzing O-glycosyl compounds; fibroblast growth factor binding. Gene Ontology annotation, biological process: fibroblast growth factor receptor signaling pathway; carbohydrate metabolic process.